CAUUAAAAGUAAGGAUGCAAACGUCCACUGUCCCAUUUGCUAAUUCAGCGGCCGAAGGUUUCCAAAAGAUUCUUAAACAAGAAGGUGUAAAUGGUUUCUACAAAGGUAUUACUCCUCUUUGGGCUAGACAAAUUCCUUACACUAUGAUGAAAUUCGCAAGUUUUGAGAGGACCGUCGAAUAUAUUUAUAAAUCUCUUGGGAAACCCAAAGAAGAAUACAACAAACUUGAACAACUUGGUGUAUCUUUCCUCGGUGGAUACAUUGCUGGUGUUUUUUGUGCGAUAGUCAGUCAUCCUGCAGAUACUUUGGUUUCUAAGCUUAAUAAUGUAAAAAAAGCUGAGGGUGAAUCAACUCUUGCUUUAUCAAUCAAGCUUACUAAUGAACUUGGUUUCACUGGACUCUGGAGAGGUCUUGGUACUCGUGUUAUAAUGAUUGGUACUUUGACUGCUUUACAAUGGUUAAUUUAUGACUACGUUAAAGUGUAUGCUGGAUUACCAACAACUGGCUC
Racocetra persica is the source of this 508-nucleotide messenger RNA. Lineage: Eukaryota; Fungi; Glomeromycota; Glomeromycetes; Diversisporales; Gigasporaceae. The record is from the annotation of a GenBank genome assembly.